Coccomyxa subellipsoidea C-169 is the source of this 1056-nucleotide messenger RNA. Its product is annotated as L-carnitine dehydratase/bile acid-inducible protein F. Lineage: Eukaryota; Viridiplantae; Chlorophyta; Trebouxiophyceae; Coccomyxaceae. The coding region runs from base 1 to 1056 and encodes 351 amino acids. The transcript has 7 exons. The record is from RefSeq and is a predicted model, not a curated record. Gene Ontology annotation, molecular function: catalytic activity.
AUGUCUGACGCAACAGGCACAUCCCUCUGGUGGCGCACCUACGGGCGCAACAGGCGGUGCAUCACCCUUGACCUGCACAAGGAAGAGGGGCGCGAAGUGCUGCGCAACCUGGCGAACAAAUCAGACGUGCUCGUGGAAAACUUUCGGCCGGGCGUCAUGGAGAAGUGGGGCCUCGGCCCCAAGGAUCUGAAGCCAGAGCUGAUCUACACGAGGAUCUCCGGCUACGGGCAGACGGGGCCCAAGGCGAGCCUGCCGGGCUACGCGAGCGUCUGCGAGGCUUACGGGGGAAUACGGCACCUCAACGGGUAUGCGGACCGGCCGCCGGUGCGCACGAAUGUGUCGCUGGGGGAUACGCUGACUGGACUCCACGCGGCCUUUGGGGCUGUCAUGGCGCUUCUGCACAGGCAGCGGCACAACAACACAGUCCCCGGCCAGGUGGUGGAUGCAGCCAUCAGUGAGUCGGUGUUCAACAUGCUGGAGGGCUGCGUGCCGGAAUUUGCCAUGCAUGGCUAUGACCGGCCUCCCUCCGGAUCCACCAUCUCAGGAGUGGUCCCAUCUGCCACUUUGAAGACAAAGGAUGGCAGAUAUGUAAUAAUUGGCGGCAAUGGGGACUCGGUAUACACGCGGCUGAUGGCAGCAAUUGGGCGGCCAGAGAUGGGCUCGCAGAAUCCUCUUUAUUGCAAUAAUACUGAGCGGUGUAAGCGGGAGGAUGAAAUCUAUGAGGUGAUUGGGAAAUGGGUGGAGGAGCGAAGCCUUGAACAGGUGCUGGAAGUCAUGGCAGAAGCCAGAGUCCCCUCUGGCCCCAUACUGAGCACUGCAGACAUCAUGAAGGAGGAGCAGUACAAGGCGAGGGGGAUGUUCCACGAGGCCAAGCCUCCUUCGGGAGAUGGGCCGAGCCUGACACUGCCUGCCAUGCUGCCUGUCUUGAGCGGGACGCCAGGAUCUACAAAGUGGGCAGGACCUGAGCUCGGGGAGCACACUGACCAGAUUCUGAGAGACGAGCUUGACUUGAGUGAUGCUGAGAUCAGCCGAUUGCGAGAACUGAAUGCCAUCUGA